GCACGGCGCCGCUGUGCGUGGGGAUUCCGGCUGCACCCCCCCCCCCGCCCCCCUUCCCUCCCAGCGGAGGAUUACCCGGCCUGCCCCGCGGCAAGAUGGCGGCCUGAAGGGAGCGGGCGGCGGUGAAAAGCCUAGAGGAACCUUCUUGGAAGUCGUGUGUCUGGCGGCAGCCUCUGCCCCUGUCUCAGCUGGAAGUCCCAAGGGCUUGGGGGACUGCACAGAGUGAGCGUGGCCACCUAGGAAGAGGAGGGGGUGGUGCCUUGCCCCAUACUCACCCCCAGAGCGGAGAGAGUUCUCCCCGUCCCCCAGACUGGAGUUUGGAAGAAUUUUCCAGUGAAUGAGGAUUUCUAGACAACCUAUCACUCUCCAUUCCAUCUAAAUUUAAGAAAUUUGAUCAGUGAUGUUUCCAGUGGACCAGCAGUGAUGCGUGACAUCCACCUCCUGAGAGCGAGGAUGGAUUCCAGAGACCUUUCAUGUCUCCUACUUGUCAAGCCUCCCUCUGCUUCUGGGCUGUUUUCCACAGAUACCAAAGAACAGAAAGCUCCAGAGUUGGGCUGCUCGUAAACCAAGCUGUCUGUUUAUAUGGAGAGCCUGGAGGGCGUCUGCCAUGAGUCUGCUGCUAACAACAAGAACUGGCUGGUUUGGGAGAAGACACUAACCCCGAGCUGUCAGCCAAAGGAGGUGGAGGGGCCCCAGGAUGAGGAGAGCCAAGGGCUGACUCCAGGACAGCAGAACGGAGGGAGCUGCCGACAAACAGACGAAUGCCUGAGUGAAUCUCCGUGGUGAGGCCUCAGUCUGAGCCCCAUAGCUCCCUCCAGAAGGUUAAGGAGUUUCACCUCUCCCAAGAUGACCAGUGCAGCCCCCUCUAAGAAGCCGUACCGAAAGGCACCGCCACAGCACCGAGAGCUGCGGCCUGAGCUGUCUGCUCCAUGGGCUCAGCAGGAGGUCAGCAUAGUUGAAUGCCAGGAGUCCCUGACAGACUCGGAGAGGAUGAAGCUCCUGCAGCAGGAGAAUGAGGAGCUGCGGCGGCGCCUGGCCUCUGCUACCAGCCGGACAGAAGCCCUGGAGCGGGAGCUGGAGAUCGGACAGGACUAUUUGGAGCUGGAGCUGGGUCAGAGCCGUGAAGAAUUGGACAAAUUCAAGGACAAGUUUCGACGGUUACAGAAUAGCUACACAGCAUCACAGAGGAACAACCAGGAGCUGGAAGACAAGUUGCACACAUUGGCCUCUCUUAGCCACAGCUGGAUUUUUGCAAUUAAGAAGGCUGAGAUGGACCGGAAAACCCUGGACUGGGAGAUUGUGGAGCUGACCAACAAGCUCUUGGAUGCUAAGACUACCAUUAACAAGCUAGAAGAGCUCAAUGAGCGCUACCGGCAGGACUGUAACCUGGCUGUGCAGCUGCUUAAGUGCAACAAGUCCCAUUUCCGAAACCAUAAGUUUGCUGAUCUGCCGUAUGAACUUCAGGACAUGGUUAGCAAGCACUUGCACAGCACACAGGAUGCCCCUAGCCUGGCCCCAGGAGCUGUGGUGCCCACCUCAGUCAUUGCUCGAGUGCUAGAAAAGCCAGAGUCACUCCUGCUCAACUCUGCCCAGUCUGGCAGUGCUGGACGCCCUGUAGCCGAGGAUGUCUUUGUUCACGUGGAUAUGAGCGAGGGGGCCCUGGGCAAUCCUGCCAGUCCCACGGCUCCAAGGAGUCCCACCUCUCAAGCCAAUGGGGAGUGCUGCCCGCCAGGCAGUACUCAGGGCUCAUCAGAGGAAGAGCUGCCCUUGCCACCCUGUGAGAAGCUGAGCCCUUAUCCUACUCCACCACCCCCACACCCACUGUAUCCAGGCCGAAAAGUGAUUGAAUUCUCUGAAGACAAGGUGCGAAUCCCCAGGAAUAGCCCUCUGCCCAACUGUACCUAUGCCACUCGACAGGCCAUCUCUCUAAGCCUAGUGGAGGAGGGGUCAGAUCGAGCCCGACUCAGCCCUGGUAGCCCUGCCUCUACUCAGGCUUCACCUCGACCACUUGCCAGUCCACCCUCUGUACCUAGUGCUGUGGCCAGCUCUGCCAGCUCUGAAGAGGAUCUGCUUUUGGCUAGCUGGCAGCGAGCGUUUGUGGAUCGGGUACCUCCACCUGCCCCUCUGACUCAACGUACAGCCUUUGGGCGUGAUGCACUUCCAGAUUUGCAAAAUUUUGCUGGUAGCACCUCAGAUAAUGAGGACCCUGGCCCUGUGCCCUCCUCUCCAGUUGGUGAAGGGUGUCGACUCCUGCCUUUUCCCAGUCCACCCCCAUCCAGGGAUGAUGAGGAGUUGAACCUGCCCAUGAGCCCUACAGAGGAGCGCCAGAAACUGCUUCCUGAGGAGGGAAGGGAAGGGUCAGGCACCCCUUCGGGGGAGGGGAGGGUUCGAUUGACCUCUAACCGCCCCCAGAGAAGCCCCAAGCGGAUGGGUGUGCACCAUUUACACCGAAAGGACAGUCUGACCCAGGCCCAGGAGCAGGGCAACUUGCUUAACUAGGCCCUUGUCACCCCUUCUCCCUGCUAACACCUGCUCCCCUUCCCCUUCCUCUAACCACACACACCAUCAGUUGUUACUGCAUGGAGGAUACUGAGGCAUCUUGCUCACUCACUCUAAACUCAGGUUCCCUAACCCUCUGCUCCUUGGACCAGCCAGUUCAUGCCAUUGAAAAGCAGGGACCUUGACCUUGAAUGCAGCAUUGAAUUGGUCCCUUCACCCAACUUGAGCUUGGCCAUUUCUAAUGGGGACACUGAAUGUCCAUAUAUGGCCCCUUAGACCUUUAAUGAUCCGUGCUGAGCACAGGACACCGUAUCUUUUCCCAAAUGUUGACCAUCCUACGUUUUGGUCUGCACUGGGUGUUUGAGUAGGGUUGGGGUGGGGGAGGGGGCGGGGAAGGUCCUGUCAGUAUUUGCCCCCAAAUCUACUUCUCCCUCAAGGGAGUUCAUUUUUGGGGGAAGGGGUUGUUUUUGAACCCCGUGUUUCUAUUUACUUAUUACCUGAAACCCUUUUCAUGGCAGGGGCUAUUGCUACAGGUCCUUCCAGUAGAAUUGGCCCUGUGGGGGUAAAGAUGAAAGGAUGGCGGCUUAGGGCUUUGUCUCCUUGGGGACGGUGAGGUGGAGAGAAAUCUGCCUGGUCUGGCCCUAGACCUGGGGAAGACUAGAAGUGCCCCUCCCCUCCUUUGGCUCUAGACUGUUACUCUCAGCUUUGGGAAGUUUUCACAUUGAUGAGUCUAUUUUAAAAUCAGAAAUAAACUAUUUUAUCGGUA
Messenger RNA from Trichosurus vulpecula (common brushtail), 3265 nucleotides. It is a transcript of the gene TJAP1, whose product is annotated as tight junction associated protein 1. Bases 847 to 2499 code for a protein of 550 amino acids. The transcript has 14 exons. Gene Ontology annotation, cellular component: trans-Golgi network. Gene Ontology annotation, biological process: Golgi organization. The record is from RefSeq and is a predicted model, not a curated record. Lineage: Eukaryota; Metazoa; Chordata; Mammalia; Diprotodontia; Phalangeridae.